GUGUCACGUCUUUGUGUUGACAUAACAGUUUAUUAUUAAUCAAUAAUGACGACACUUGCAUCUAAAAUUGAAUUCCAUGAAUUUUGUCAUUUAUUAGAAGAAAUUUUGAAAGCGCAAUCAAAAAAUAAAAUAAAAAUACUGACAGAUUUUUUAAAUAAAUGCCGGGAAAUAGGAAAAAAAUUAAAAGAUGAAAAUCCUGAUGCUGACAUUUCAUUAUUUCCAAUAAUGAGAUUGUUAUUAGUAAAUAAAGAUCAUGAACGAGGACCGUAUGGUUUAAAAGAAAAAUCAUUAGGAAAUUUGUAUGUAAGAAUUUUUUGUCUAGGUAAUUCUGAUGAUGCAAAAAAUAUUAUUAACUACAGAUUACCAACAGAACAAAAAGUACAAACUAAUGAUUUUGCUGAAAAGGUUUACUGGACAUUGAAACGCAGGCUUAGAAAUGCCUGCAAGUUAUCAAUUGAACAGAUUAAUUUUGUACUAGACAAAAUUGCUGAAAGCAAUAGACAGAACAAGAGCAAAGAUAGCGAAUUUAUAUACUUGGUACAGCAAUGUGGUGCUUUGGAGGUCAAAUGGUUGACGAGGAUCAUAUUGAAGAGUAUCAGAAUCGGACUCGGUGAAAAACAAAUUCUCAAUGCGUACCACGAGGACGCAGAAUCAUUCUUCGGCGAACAAUCAAACUUGCGCGAAGUCUGUGAUGUUCUUUAUAACCUAAAAUAUCGGAUAAAAAAAACUUCAAACAUAUCAGUUCUCUCGCCUUUUAAGCCCAUGCUUCUCGAGCGCCUCAGCAUCGACAGACUUCCUGAGCUCUUUGUCAACUGUCCCGAGUACGUGGUCCAAACAAAAUUUGACGGUGAGCGCAGCCAGCUGCACAUGAUGAACAAUAAGUACAAGUACUACACCCGCCAUGGUUAUGACGUAACCAACCAUCCUAGUUAUGGCGAGUCUCCCGCUUCUGGUUACCUGACCUCCAAAAUAUCUGGCCUCCUAAGCCCGUCAUGCAGCUCAAUAAUCCUCGAUGGCGAGCUAAUGGGCUGGCACAAAGAAAAGUCUUGUUUCGGAUCAAAAGCCAUGUCCUUUGAUGUUAAAAAAUUGACUUUCAAAAGUGUCUUCCAGCCUUGUUUGAUGGUCUUCGACAUAGUUCUCUACAACGACCAACUUACUGUAAACUUGCCUUUAAAAGAGCGCCUGAAAAUUCUAGAAACCGCUUUCACUCCCAAAGAUGGCGUCCUGAUGCGCAGUAAAAAUACUUCCGUAACCCGCGUAGACGAAAUUCUUGAAAUUUUCAACCAAAGUCUAGACAAAGCCGACGAAGGAAUCGUCUUAAAAGAUUCUUCAGGAGUUUACAAACCAAAUUCACGGGAAGGGAACAAAUGUUACAAACUAAAGGCCGAGUAUUCAAAUAAUUUAGUUGAGGACAUUGACCUUCUGAUAGUUGGAGGUUAUUACGGCCAAGGAAAACAUUCUGGAAUGUACAGCAGCUUCUUGGUAGCACUGGUAGUUCCUGGGGCCAAUGAAGCCUCGCAGAUUUUUAAAUCAGUCGUCAGUGUCAGCACCGGGAUAACUGGAGACAAAUUAAAGGAACUGAACAACCGAUUCGCUGAUCACUGGACCUCCGAACGACCCACUAAUGUCGUAGGCCCGAAAAAGGAUCCACCGGACUCCUGGUUACCGCCAGAAAAAUCACUGGUGCUGCAGAUCAGGGCUACUGAGCUCAUCAGAUGCGACACCCAGCCUACGGGCUACACCCUGAGGUUUCCGAGAGUCAAAUUAAUUCGGGAUGACAAACCCUGGUAUGACGCAUGCACGAUAACAGAAUUCAAGAGCUUGAUUAAGAACUGGGGGCCGGUUAAUAAGUUGACUAAGCGGCAUGCCAACGAAGAAGAUUUAAAAUCUUUGGGAACUUCCAAGCGCAGGGAAACGGAAAGUAAAUUUACUAAGCCUGUGAGAAUGGACGAGAAACAUUUUGGGGUCAGGGCUGCUGACGUUGAGCGCCAGACCCGAUUAAUGGAGGGUAGAGAGUUCUGUGUGAUUAAUGGAGAGCUUGAUAAUCAUGCAGGUGGCGUUGUUUUAACGAAAGAAAAUAUUGAAAUUAUUUUACUACAGCAUUCAGCGAAAGUUGUUCAGAAUCCGGGAAAAAAUACUUUCUGCGUAAUCGUAGGGAAUUCCGAAACAAUGAAAGCUGUUAAUUUAAUUAAUUCGGGUAAGUAUGAUAUUGUAAAAACAUGCUGGCUAAAAAGAGCGACGAUUGAAGAAAAUUGGGGUAAAUUGGUUGAUUGGUUUCCUUGGGAAAUGCUGGCGAUGCGCAAAGAAACCAAGGAACGAUUGGGGAAAGAUUAUGAUAUUUAUUGGGACAGUUAUUUUAUGCAUGCUGAUGAUGAAAGUUUGAAAAGGUCUUUAGAUAGAGUAGAUAAAUUUGCUGAAGAAAAAGUAUUCGAGCAAGAAGACUACGAGGAUUUGGAUAAAGAGUUUUGUAAUUUGGAGGUUAGACUCUUUGAGCGCGUGGUCGGCCAUUUUGUUGACGAUCACUGGCUUAAAAGACCUUUUUUGUUUAUGAAAGGAACGAUAAGUGAGAAUAUUGAUGAGUUUACUACUCAUGUUUUUGUGGGAGACGUUUUUAAUAGAAUUGAUAUCUAUAAAAAAAUUAAUGACUCUGGUAAAACUUUUAUUAAAGUUCUCAACAGGAUGUGGGUCAAAGAUUGUUUUGAUAGAGGAUCUUUGUUACCAGAAAUAGAUUAUAUUGUUCAAUAAAGUUGUUAUUUUUAUACCUAA
This is a messenger RNA of Microplitis mediator, 2766 nucleotides long. RefSeq names its product DNA ligase 4 (gene DNAlig4). Gene Ontology annotation, cellular component: DNA-dependent protein kinase-DNA ligase 4 complex; DNA ligase IV complex. The record is from RefSeq and is a predicted model, not a curated record. Gene Ontology annotation, molecular function: DNA binding; DNA ligase (ATP) activity; ATP binding. Gene Ontology annotation, biological process: nucleotide-excision repair, DNA gap filling; double-strand break repair via nonhomologous end joining; DNA biosynthetic process. The transcript has 4 exons. The coding region runs from base 46 to 2745 and encodes 899 amino acids. Lineage: Eukaryota; Metazoa; Arthropoda; Insecta; Hymenoptera; Braconidae.